AGAAAUGCCCCGCCUGUGUGAGACCACCACAAACAACUCUGUUAUCAACGUCAUUGAAAGCACCGCUACGGCUGAUUUUUGUGUCAUGUCUAGAGACAGUAUAGUUAACAUUGCAGUUAACGACAACUACACUCUCUUCAAUAACAUAUCAUCAGAUUCGUCUUUGUACAAACUUAGCACUGAAACUGGAAACUCAAGCAUACACUACACUCUCCAAGUGUUUAAUGUAACCAGGGAAUCACCAUUGAACUACUAUGUAGUACUCGAAACAGAAUUUAAUUUGACUCUACGUUACAAUUUUAAUGUAACGUUUUUGGAAGGUAGAAAACAGUAGAAAGCAUACAAUGGAUGCAGCCAUUGUUUUAAAGUCGUUAAUUAGUCACAAUACCCUUGAACUUUUUAAAACUUUUUUUUACGGCAUUAAUAUUAUUACUACAACAAAUUGUAAUUAUAUAUAAAGGCACGUACAACAAUAACAUAAACAGUAUUCUUGAGUUUCCGCAUUGUAAGAGAUGCGAAACACCCUAUGAACAGAUGAAGUUGAAUACUUAAAUGAAUUAUUAGUAUGUUUUCAUCAAAACAGACUUCUUUAAGCCCCAUAAAUUAUUACUCGUUAUCUUUAAACGUGUAGAGAUGAUACAAGCACAUUGUCAUAACCGACCAGUAUUUUCCAAACAUUAGGAUAUGCUACAUAUGUCUUUAAUAAAUAAGCAAAUGUCUUAUCGAUUUAAAGAUUUUAAAAAAAAUCUUAGGUUUAAAAUUGUAAAAAAUAGUUGUAAAGAGUUGAUGAAGUGGCGAUACAAGGGAUUAGACUUAACUAAUUUUGUAUGAAAUUGUAUCAAGUGCUUUAAAUUAUUUUUAAACAAUUAUGAACAGGAUAAAUUCAUGUCUUGUACUUCGUGUACCACAGUUACAAGAGUUGAGAUACAUAAAUGUUAGAUUUAAAAUAUUUUUUCGAAUUCUGAUGUCAGAAAUUCCUAUUUUCUACAUAGUUAUAUUCAUUAACCCACAUUAGCAUUUAACAAGAAGAAAAAUUAGGGAAAAACGUAUUACAUUGUUAAUGAUAAGUAUAUCUUUACAAAAAAAUAAAUUUCCUAUUUAUUAUUGUUUUAAAAUGUAUUUAUUUAUUCAUCUAAGUUAUUGUAUAUAACAGAAUGUCUAGUAAGCACAGCAUAAUUUUUAAAAACAUUUUUCGCUCUCGAUUGAUAAUAGGCCCGGGUUCUGUGCAAUAUAAAAUUAUCUAAAAUAAUAAUAAUACUAAUACUUGCAGAAAACAUUUGUGCAAUUAUUUUUUUUAAAAAUAUAAUAAUAAAUUAUUUAUGUAAUGAAGGACAGUUAAACAUGUCCCUAAUUAUUUAUAUUUCCAGAUCACCCGAAGUUAUGCAAUGAAACCAAAAAUGACACUGCCAUAGAAGCUGUUGGCGGAAAGCUAACUGCUCAUUUCUGUCUUGUUACCAAAGAGAAUAUCACGACAAUCCGUGUAAAUGAGCAAUCCAUUUUCGAUGAAGUAUUAUUACCUUUGCCACGUUACUCGCUUACCAAUCAAACUCACCAUCAUUUUAAAAACUUCACGCUUGAAAUUCAUAACGUUACUGACGUCGUUACACACAGUUAUAAGGUCAAGAUUUUGACGAAGUCUCGAUUGGAACUGCAGUAUGCAUUUCAUGUUAGUCUUGGCAAACGUGAGUUCUUAAAAAAAGUUAUCAAUAUGACAAUAGGUUUAAUUUCGAUAAACUGCAUGCGUUUUUGUAUAAUGUUUAUGUAACAUAUGUUAUAACACCGAAAUGACAAUCCUUGGUGGUAACAUGUUUAACUAUACUGUAAUGGAUGGCGUACAUCUGCUCAUUGAAUAAUUGAUUCAUUUUCAGUGUCCACUCUUCAUACUUAAUUGUUUCUCUCUCUCCCCAAGAAGUGAUAACUUCCAGUUAUAAUUCACAGCACUUUAUAGCAUAUAAUAAAUACGUCAAAUAAUAAAACUUAUAAGGAUAUCCUUGUAACAAUUACAGGAUGCAGUCAAUAAUUACACACACGUUCAAUAUUCCACAUCAUGGUAAUUUUUAUAACCCAUACGAGAAAUAAUUUGAAAAUGUCUACCACCUUCAGGAAAGAGUCGUGCACUCCUUCUUGCUCUCUUAACGUGUAUUCUAUCUUCGCUGUAAAAAACAAGUUCUCUUUUCUCGUGAAUCACAUCGUGUUCAUAAAAUCACUAUGCCAUCGUGUUGUGAGAAUGAAGAUUAGGUCGUGUGAAAAAUUCUGGUUAACUUGGUCUGUUACAGUUUAGUUCAUUUAUUUAUUUAUUUACACAAAGAACAUUUCCAACAGCUAACAUGUGUCUAAAAAGUGUUAAUUAUUUGCGGUCCUUUUCCUCUCUUUUGUAGAUGUGCCAAAGAAUUGUUCAAGUACUCAGAACUCAUCAAACCUUGUUUUUCUCGACAACAUCGCCACAAUUUCUCUCUGCGUGAAUAAAAGAACAUCCAUAUCAGAAAUUAAUUUCGAAAACGUCACAGGCGUUAAAUACGAUACCUCGGAAAUAGUGCAAUACACCAAUACAACAAUCCAUCUGCAUGAGGGUAUACAAUAUAGUAUAAAACUGUUCAACAUCACAAGAAAUGUACCGUUUGGAAUACGAGUCAAACUUCUGGAGGAAUCAGGCAACAUGUCUACGUAUAUCUUCUAUAGACAUUUUCCAAAUGGUAAGUUUAGUGAUUGUACUGUAUCCGUUGUGUAUGUGUUGAGUGAAAUAAUUUGUAUGUAUUUAUUUUGUUCAAUUGUUUGUAUAAAAUUCAAUGUCUAAUGUAAUGUAUUGGAGCAAUAUGUAAUUAUUAAACAAGAUAAUUAUUGAGAUACCAUUGCAGAACGUCCCCAGUUUACUUGGAUAAAACACCUAACAAAUAUAAACCUAGGAAUGAACCAUGCAUGCAAAUACGCGUUUUAAGUGAAGUAUGGUUUAUGCAUGUUUCGAAUAUAUUUAAGGGAAUUUUGCUGUGCGUUAUUUUUUUCAGAAAAUAAGCAAACUACCAACGCAGAAGAAAUGCAGCAUUUAACUUAUGUAGUUCCAAUAACAACAGUGUUUCUUAUUGUUAUAAUGGUCUUGAUAGGAUUUUUUGUGUUUUCGAAACGUAAAGGUAAGUUAUUCGCAACUAUACCUGUAUGUAUAUAUGUAUAUAUAUUAUAUGUAUAUAUAUAUAUAUAUAAAUAUAUAUUUAUAUAUAUGUAUAUAUUAUAUAAGAAAAUAGAAAUUUUUUAUGCUAUUUACUUAGUUUGCCAUUGUUAAAAACGUAGUUUUAAUAAGCUAUUCUUUGAAUUAUUUCAUUCUCCAAGACCUGAAGAGAAAAGAUUCAUUUUUAAAGACGCACGACGAAUUCGUUUACGAAGGUCUUCACAAGGAAUUAAAACAAUACCUCAGCAUGAGGCAAGACAAGCAAAACUCGACAAUCCAAAGUAAGGAUUCAAGUUCUGAAGACAUUGAAGAAGACGAUGAACACACUGCACUUCAUUCAAUGUUCGAAUUUCAGCCACGCUCUGUUUACGAACACGUAUUAUAGGCAUUUCAACUAUAUCACCAUUGAACAAAAAAUGCUUCUGAUUAAAUGUUCAAGUAUUUCCUUGUGUAUUAAAAUUAGCUUACUUUGACCUUCCACUGUAAUCAUAAUAUCAAAAUGGUGGCACCUCUUUGGAUUAGUAAAUUCAUUAUCUGACAACAAUAACAGUCCUUGAUGUUGACAUGCCGGAUCAAUUGUUACUACCCAUCUUUUGCUAACAUCCAAAAAAUUGUAAUUAAAAGAGUGGGCGGGUUUACAUUAACAUAUUAUGAGGUGGCAAAUUUGUACAUCCACCUCAUUUUUUUAAAUCAAUAUAAGUGAUGUGAAAUAUUAAUAACUAAAUCACCGCCUUACAACGUUAGCGUAAAAGCCCAAAACAAAACCUUUGGUAAGGUUUCUAGAACGGCGUUGAUCAAUUGGUGUUCCGUGGAACGGUGACGGUCUGUCAUCAAUAAAUCACUGGUCCUCAAAGCCCUGCCGGCGAGGGUACCUCUUACUAAGAGUGGUGAACACGUAACAUAUGUAUAAAUAAUGCGACUGUCAAUCUAAGGCAUUGGUUAGGGAGCGAAAUUGAAACCAACUCUUCCUCACAUUGUCAGGAGAUUUCCGUUUUAGCACGUCCUUUCGAGAAAAUUAAAAACAACAUAAACAUAAAAAGAAGCAGCACACAUCAUUUUACUAGAUGAAGCAUGGGUUAAUACAAGAAUGCAAAUUGAUGUAAAUAUAUCAUAGUAUUUCAUUUUUUGAUUUAUGUUUUGCAUGAGCUUAACUAUAUUCUUCACAAAUGUAAUCGAAACAUUAUCAUGAAAUUGAC
Molecule: messenger RNA, 4356 nt
Organism: Lymnaea stagnalis (great pond snail)
Lineage: Eukaryota; Metazoa; Mollusca; Gastropoda; Lymnaeidae
Source: the annotation of a GenBank genome assembly